Messenger RNA from Lachancea mirantina, 456 nucleotides. The record is from the annotation of a GenBank genome assembly. NCBI's taxonomy places the organism in Eukaryota, Fungi, Ascomycota, Saccharomycetes, Saccharomycetales, Saccharomycetaceae.
AUGUCCGACUGGGAAUCUACCACAAUCAUUGGUCAAAAAGCCAGAGCUGGAGGAUCCGGACCAAGACAGCAGGUGGCACGCACGCAGGGUCAAAUUAACGCUGCUAGGAGGUCUGGGCUCGUUCUUUCUGUCGACAAGAAAUACUCUACUUCUAAUGCCAAGGCCAACAACGAAGGUCAACGUCUCACAAUGGUUGACCGUGAAACAGAUAUUGUGGUGCCCAAGAAACUAGAUUCCAACGUCGGCAAGGCCAUUUCUCGCGCCCGUGGCGAGAAAAAGCUGACACAGAAGGAUCUGGCCACCAAGAUCAACGAAAAGCCUACCGUUGUCAAUGACUACGAGGCUGGGCGUGCUAUCCCCAAUCAACAAGUCCUUGGAAAGCUGGAACGUGCUCUAGGUGUCAAGCUGAGGGGUAAAAACAUUGGGGAGCCCUUGGGCCCAAAGAAAAAGGCCUAA